Orbicella faveolata is the source of this 6345-nucleotide messenger RNA. RefSeq lists its product as uncharacterized. The record is from RefSeq and is a predicted model, not a curated record. Gene Ontology annotation, molecular function: microtubule motor activity; ATP binding; microtubule binding. Lineage: Eukaryota; Metazoa; Cnidaria; Anthozoa; Scleractinia; Merulinidae. Gene Ontology annotation, biological process: microtubule-based movement.
CACCUUUACCGGUCGCAAUAGCUAAAGAGAGGAAUUUAAAGCCCCAUUUCUAGGAAAUUUAUUUCGAACUGGAAUCGUUAAAUUUAGGCAUGCGCACUGACAGUUUAGGGUGCGGCCCAAAUAAGUUUGCCGUGAGGUAAAUUUUUCGGCAACGAUGCCGAAAAAGUUAGGCGGGCUCAGGGAUUACCUAUCCGGCGUGGCGAAUUCUUGUUCUUAGACUUGGCGACACUAAGGGCUCAUUAUUUACGACUCGUAGCCUUGUACACUUUCUUAAAGCAAGAACACACAAAAGCAAAUGAUAGUACUCCAAAUUAAAGUUACCAAUCAUGGUUCUGUAUUUUGAUGCAGUGGCUAGGCAGGGAUAUUUGGCGAUUUGGAGUACAUAUACAGCCUUUCGACAUUGGAAUGUCCUUACGAUCGACGAGACAUAUCUUCGCAAAGCUCAUGGAUAAAAUAGACGUGAGCCUAUAUUAUACACGUUCUGCAUGUUGAAUUGGCAUGUUAAUUCAAUUUGGAGUCGAAUAACCCCCAAUAUAAUAAGGGGGACGGUGGGGGGAGGGGGAGGGGGUGUCAGAAUCUUCCGCUUCCUGUACCCUGCUCUCUCGCUUCCCGAACCUUUAUCUCCCGACUCCCACCCUUGUCCGUCUAGCUCCCGUCCCCUGUGAAAAAGGUCGGAGGCACAAAACACAUCCUAUUCAUUUAGCUGCGCAAUCCUUAGACGUUUCCUUUUCCUUUUUCCUUCCUUGUUCCUCUUACUCUUAAGGGUUUCCAAUUUUACCAGAGGUAAGCUUCAGGGCGAAUUUUCGUUUUUCCGUCGGCUUAGAAUUCUCAAAAUAAGCUAAAUGUAAGUCACUGUGUAAUUAUGUAAUUUGUUUACCCACGGAGCACCAAGGAGUUCGCAAGAAGUCGUUCAGAAAUGCCCGUGCAUUCCAGGAUCGAAUAAGUCAAAUAACAUUUUGAGUUCUUGUUUUUGAAAGUAUUUUAACUCAUAAUAAAUGAUUCCAGCCUUCUUAGAACUCCCACUUCCCGCCCCUUCCUCUCCCGCCUUCCGCCCCCUACUCUUCCAGGCUCCCGACUCAAUACACAUAAAGGCUUAAUGUGAAAGCCAUCUUUUUAGGCUAACUACCGCUAACCGGAAUGCUACUGGAACUUAAAUGUUGAUUUUAGCUGACUUUGCAACCUGCAACCUUGCAUUUUCAGCCUCAUUCUCAUGUACGCCUGGCUUAGCCACCUGGCCUUACCACCCACUCCACAUUAAAAACGUCAUUUCCGGACGGAAGUCCCGAUCCUACUCGCCGAUUUUUAGCAAUGUUCAAAUUCCAGUGCGGCGGGCCCACAGUGCUCCACAUUACCUUACAGUAGGAUUCAGCAAGAAAUCCGGAAAAGUAUUUUAUUUGGGCAACAUCGUGCAUUCAACCGAAGCAUCUUAUCACCGCAGCCAAGUGAUCAAAAGUUCUGCAUUUUAUGAGUGCAUUGUUUUGGCGCGAGAAUUCGAGCCACAACAUGCUGGAAAUGGCGUCUAAAUCGAGUGUUACAGUUGCCGUGUCAGUGAGACCCUUGAACGAGAGAGAACGUGAAAAUGGCGAGGAACGGGUGGUGUGGACACGAAACGAUGAAGUUCGAGUGCUCAAUCCAGAAAGUAAGAAAGAGAAAGUAUUUAAAUUUGAUCACACGUUCUGUAGCGAACCGAAUGGAGACAGCGAACCGAACACAGAGAUUUUGGAAGAUGUUGGACAGUUUGUACUUUCGUCAUGUUUUGGUGGUUAUAAUACUUGUGUGGUUAGUUAUGGAGCAUGUGGCAGUGGUAAAAGUUUUGUUAUGUAUGGAACUGAUAAAUUUGAAGGCCUUACGUCUUGGAUUUGCAAGAGUCUUUUCAAAAGGGCUUCUGGAUAUGAAGAUGACACGUCAUUCAGAGCUGAAAUAAGUUUUCUGGAAAUACACAAAGAAUUUGUUAAGGAUUUACUGGGAAGGAGAAGGAACUGGCAGGACUCAUUAAGAGUUCGUGAACACCGUGAACUAGGUGUGUAUGUUGACAAACUGACUAAACAUAUUGUUACAGACAUAAAUGAAGUAAUAGGCUUGAUUGACAAAGGAAGGAAGAACAGAUCAAUAUGUUCCAGGGCUUCCAAUUCGUUUUCUAGUAGUUCACAUACAAUUUUUACCAUAAGGUUUACCCAGGCACGUCUUGAGGGUGACUUGCCAUGUGAAAUGGUCAGUGUCAUUCAACUUGUGGAUUUGGUGGGAAGCAAGAGCAUCCAUAAUGAGUGCGGUGACAACUGUUCUACUGCAGCUGAUGCUGACAAAUCACUGAUGGCAUUAGAAAGAGUCAUGUCAACAUUAGCAAGCCAAGACUCAGAGUUGGGUCCCAGUGCAGCUACUGUUCCAUACAAGGACUCUGCACUGACAUGGAUACUGAAGGACUGCUUUGGUGGAAAUUGUAAAACUGUAAUGUUAGCAGCUGUGUCACCCUCUGCAUCAUGUCAUAAUGAGACACUUAACACCUUGAGGUUUGCAAACCAGGCCAAAAACAUUGUGAAUGUUCCCCAAAUAAAUGAGGAUUCUAAUGUAAAAUUGAUUAAAGAACUCCAGUUGGAAAUACGCAGUCUCAAGGAGACGUUAAAGAGUGACAAUGUUCCUAAUUCUCUAGGAGUUGAUAAAGCGGAGAGAAAACUACAAGAAAAUGAAGACCUGAUGAAGCGACUGACGGGCAUUUGGGAAGAAAAAUGGAGCAAAACUCAAAAGCUCAUCGAGGAACGCGCCCUUGCCGUUACGGAGCUGGGCUCCGCGCUCAAGUUUGAAACUGAAGAACCUCACUUUGUGAGCCUUGGUGGAGGAAGACUAAGUAUUGGUGUAACUCUUUGUCCAAUUAAAAGAGGGAAAACGGUGAUCGGUGUUUUAACAGAAACAAGCAAACCCGACAUUCAACUGAGAGGGAGAGGAAUAGAACCUGAGCACUGUAUAGCGGAAUACAAUGGCGACGCAGUGGUUCUGUAUCCUAAAGCAGCAAUGUGUUCUGUGGAUGGAAUUCCUAUCUCGGAGCCAACCAGGCUACCGCAAGGUUGUAUGAUUUGUCUGGGAAAGUCAAAUUACUUUCGGUUUAAUAAUCCCAGAGAAGCGAAGAGGAUCAAGGAAUCCAACCCAGGAAACCGAUUUUCCAUCGUUCCUGACCAGUACUACCCAGAUGUGGAGCUUGCCAUUGAGCAAUACAAAAAAGACAAGCAAGAAAGGGAAAGACUAGAAAAGGAAAACGAACGUUUGUUGUCUCUGGAAAGUGAGUACAAAGAUGCUGUUAAGCGAAUUGAGUUUGAAAAGACAGAACUCGAAGAAGAACGGCGCCAGCUCCAAGAAAUGGAACAACAGCACAAGGAAGCCGUUAAUAGCUUUGAAGAAGAAAUAGCAGUACAAAUCAAGGAACUGGAAAGACAGCGAGAAGAACUGCAACAUUUUGAAGAAGAGAAAGAAAAACUGAUCAUGCUUCAAGAAAAAUACGAAGAGAAUGUCAGAAAGCAAGAACUCGAACGCUCAAACAAGGAAAAGAGACGACAAGAAGAAUACGAGCGAUUAAAGGUAAUGAAAGCAAAGCUGGAAGGGGAAGAAGGAACAGAGAAGGAAAGAGUGGCCAUCGAAGAGUUGAGGCAACAGCUAGCGCUUCAGGAGUUGAGCAGUUUAGAGGAAGAGGUUCUUACUUACGAGCGCCAGCAACUUGAUAGCGAACUGAUCGAGGAUGAAAGAAAGAAACUUGAGGAGAUGAAGGACAGACAAAGUGAGGUCAUACAACAACUGGAGGAGGAACUGAACGCCCAGAUCAAGAUGUUAAAAGAGGAAAGGGAAAAAGAGAAUAAUAAGAUUAAAAAAGAAAAGGAGAGGAUUCAGUUGUUGGAGGAACAGCAACAACAAGCCCUGAAACGGAUUGAGCUCGAGAGAAAACGACUCGACGAAGAACGCGAAGAAGAGAAGAUGAGACUUCAAGAGGAGCACGAGCGAUUGAACAAACUAGAACAAGAACGGUUGGAAGUGCUGGAGAAUGCAGCCCGGGAGCAGGAGCAUGAAAAACAAAUGAUUGAAUCAGAGAAAAGGCGGCUUGUGGAACUCGAGGAAAAGCAUGCUCAAGCCAUGAAGGAAAUAGAAGAUACCAUGAUUUCAAAACAGGACAAGAUGGAACGUGAACGCCAAAUCGAAUUUGAAUUUUUUGAAACUGAGCAGCUUUUACUGGAAGAGUUAGAGCAGAAACAGCGGGAAGCGGCCGAGCAAUUAGAACGAGAGAGAGAAGUGAUUCGACAGCAAUUCGAGAAGGAAAGAGAGGAAGAAAGAAGGGAACUCCAACGAGAGCAGAGGCGCUUUCGAGAUUUACAAGUUCAGCAGCAGGAGACACUUCAACAAGCGGAAGAAGAAAGACGGCGUCUCCAAACGGAACUUAAGAAUCAAAGAGAACAAAUGCGUAAAGAGAAGUCGCGUUUGAUUAAUCUUGAGAAAGAGUACAAGAAAAUCAGAAGCAACGGCUCAGAUUCUCCUUUGAUUCUGUCAGCGUUAAACAUGCGAGAUAUAUCGCAGCUCGGAAAAGGUUGCACUCUUCAGGAGCGAAAACAGCGUUUGGAGAAUGAAAAGAGGCGACUGAUAGAGCUGAAGAAAGAAGCAGAAAGCCUUUGGCAUAACGCUAAACAACAAGACAGCAACGAAAGCGGUAGCAGUGGAGACGAGAUAACCAAAGACCAAACGCGCAAGCUUGAACUAGAAAAGGAGAAACGAGUAGAGCUGGAGCGGCAGUUAGCUGAACUCAAACAGCAGAAGAACAACACAAACAUCACAGACAAUGGCGACAAAAUCAAAGAACUUGAACAAGCUCUAGGACUGGAACGGGUAAGAAGACAGGAGAUGGAAAGGAUCCUCUCUGAAAAACAGAAGCAAGAAGAACUUGAGAAAGUUGCAGCGGCCGACAGAGCUCGUAAAGAGAUGAUGACGGAGAAGGCCAUUCAAGAAAGACUUCCUGCAAAGGUUAAAAAUGGUUCUUCUCACCACGACAUCAACCUUGUGCAGCACUUGGUCUCAACAGGUCACGUGUUAGAAAACUGCCCAUCAGUGCGCGUGACAGCCAGUGCGUGUAAAGGCUACCUGUCAAAACUGGGAGGAAAGCUCAUCAAGUCCUGGAAAAAGCGUUGGUUUGUUUUGGACAGACAGAAGCGUGCCCUGUGUUACUACUCUGACGAACAUCAACGUGUGCCCAAGGGUAUUGUUUAUUUCCAGGCCAUACAAGACGUGUACGUAGAUUUGCCCAACUCGCACAAAGGCUCCUCGACAAGAACAGCGUUUUGUGUUAAAACUCCCCAAGAAACAUACUAUGUUGCGGCUCCUAGUGGUCUUGCAAUGAGCAUAUGGAUUGACGCUAUCCUCACGGGUAGGGAGGGGGCUAAUUUCUAUGACUGAACGAGUCGCAUUCGUUUAAUAUCCUACUUUUAUAUUGAUCGUUUUUUAAGACUAGGGAUUUGGAACAGAUAACGCUUCCUUUAGUAAAAAUGUUGCUGAGCUACAAAAGGCGUCCCUUGGCCAGUUGGCCAAUAUUUAUAUCGGACACCUUGAUGGAUGAUUACGACUUCGUAUUGCUGUUUGAAGUUUAGAACUGCUACCAAAUCACGUUAAAUUUAUUUUAAUACCUGAAAUCGUGCCCAGAAAAUGUCAGCGUUUUCUAGCCUCGUGUGCCUUUGUUUAUAUUGUUUUGUGUCAGUUGUAAUGUACACAGCGUGACAAGUUUUUACUUGGGUUCGGUUUGUUUGUUUGUUUGUUUGUUUUUUUCUUUGUUUCAAUUAGUUCUACUAAGUUUUAUUAUGAUUAGUACGUAUUUUCGGCAGUUGCUGUAACCGUUAACAUAAGGAAGUAAUGUGUGUUAUUUUUUUCAAAUGACCUUGAACUAUAAUUGAGCGUUUUGACUCAAAGAUUUUUUUUUCACAUUUUUCUCUUCAAUUUCUUUACAUUAACAUAACUAUAUAAAAGUCACAAAAUAAGAGUUGUUGGGAAAACUGAAAGAAAUUAUUUAUAUAUAUAUAAGUUUAAAUUUAGCGGUAAACAGAAAUGAAAAGAUGUAUAUUCUUGGGUUACUGCAGUUACAAAUGUUUUAGAAUAAAAUAAUCAACAGUACUGCUGUGUUGUGAUUAUACAGUUAACCGUUAUUGUUACAAUUUUCUCGUGUUCCAAAUUAUUGUUGAAGGCCUGCUAUUUUUAGUGACAAUAGGCUUUGCCAUUAGUUGGUCACGUGAUGUGCUUUCAAGAAAACACUGAUUUAGUCAUUGGUGAUGUUUAAUGUUAUCAGAAAUGGAAUUUACAAAUAAACGUGCAUUCAAAUUUUCAAGCUUA